Molecule: messenger RNA, 3463 nt
Organism: Hippocampus zosterae (dwarf seahorse)
Lineage: Eukaryota; Metazoa; Chordata; Actinopteri; Syngnathiformes; Syngnathidae
Product: nuclear receptor subfamily 4 group A member 1-like
Exons: 7
Coding region: 133-1758 (541 amino acids)
Biological process (GO): cellular response to corticotropin-releasing hormone stimulus; regulation of transcription by RNA polymerase II
Cellular component (GO): transcription regulator complex; nucleus
Molecular function (GO): zinc ion binding; nuclear glucocorticoid receptor binding; nuclear receptor activity
Source: RefSeq, a predicted model, not a curated record
GACGUCACGGUUACUCGCGUAUUCCCCGGAAUAAAACCUGCCAGGGUAAAUUUGAGGGGUUAUUCUUCAGGGGGAGACGCGGACGAAAACAAAGAGUUGUUGGUGCUGCUGUUGCCGUUCCGUUUUGCAGCCAUGACUUGCAUCCACCCCCUGCAGCACGGUUCCCAGCCCUACGACAACAACCUGGGCAGCUUAGAACCUCACAGCCCGGACUUGUACUCCAGGCUGUUGGUGGAUCCAGCCAACCCGUGGAACCACCCAUGCACCCCGUGCCUGUCCAGCGUCGGCACUCAGGCGGGCACAUUUGAUGCCUACACGUGCCCGACGAGCGCAGGCCAGGAGAGCCUGUUCAGGCUGGAUGAGCUCCAGCUUUACGGCUGCUACCCUGGCGCCCUCAUGUUCACUUUCCCGGAUGUGACUGUCUCGUCUUGUGGCUCAAGUGAUUUAGCUGAAUCCAUCCCCAGCUUCCAAAAUCAGCAUACGCCCGCCUGGAACUCUUAUUCACCUAGUCCCGGAUACUGGGCGGCUGAGGACAUCCCAGCACCGCAUGUCCCGUCCUUCUUCACGUUUGCUGCGGGGCCUGCGGACGAUGUAUCUCCUCUGGGGCAACCCCACCUAGAUGUUGUCACUGAAGCCUCCUCACUCGCCUUCCCUGCACUGCCCAUGGAGGGGACGUGCGGCCCGGAUGAAGCUGACCACUCGGAAGGGACUUUGCCGCUGAAACUAAAAAGCCUGCGAGGCAACGAGGGCUGCUGCGCCGUCUGCGGGGACAGCGCCUCCUGCCAACACUACGGCGUUCGCACCUGUGAGGGAUGCAAAGGCUUUUUCAAGCGGACGGUACAAAAGAAUUCCAAGUAUGUUUGCCUGGCCAACAAGGACUGUCCCGUGGACAAGAGGAGGAGGAACCGCUGCCAGUUCUGCCGAUUCCAAAAGUGUCUGGCUGUAGGAAUGGUCAAGGAAGUUGUGAGGACCGACGGCCUGAAGGGUCGCAGAGGUCGCCUGCCCUCCAAGCCAAAAGUAGUCCAGGAAGCGUCGCCCGCGGUGUCUCCAGUCGGCAUGAUCGCUUCUCUCGUGAGGGCUCACAUCGACUCCAAUCCCAACGAAGAACACCUGAAUUAUUCCAAAGCCGAAGCAAUAGACAUCGGCGCAAACCAGAAAGAGGAGGCGAGCGACGUCAAAGAGUUCUAUGACCUGCUGACAGGCUCCAUGGAGGUGAUCAGGAAGUGGGCCAAGAGCAUUCCGGGUUUCUCGGAUUUCUGUUCUCCAGAUCAAGAGCUGCUCCUGGAGUCAGCCUUUGUUGAACUCUUCAUCCUUCGUCUUGCGUACCGGUCAAACCCCGAAUCGAACAAGUUGGUCUUCUGCAACGGCAAAGUGCUUCACAAAACGCAGUGCGUCAGAGGCUUCGGUGACUGGAUCGACUCCAUCUUGGAGUUUUCCCGAGGCCUCCAUCGCAUGAAACUUGACAUCUCCUCCUUCUCGUGCCUCACGGCACUGGUCAUCAUCACGGAGCGACAUGGUCUCAAGGGACCAAAACGCGUGGAGGACUUGCAGAAUCAGCUGGUUAACAGUCUUAAAGAUCACGUGUUGGACUGCCCGUCGCCGCGGCCCAACUAUUUGUCCAGACUGCUCGGGAAGCUGCCUGAACUCAGGACGCUGUGCACUGAAGGCCUUCAGCGCAUCUUCUACCUUAAAUUGGAAGGUCUAGUCCCGCCACCACCUAUUGUGGACACCAUUCUGAUGGAUUGCUUCCCAUUUUAAAUGGAAGGACUGAGACAACACAUGUGGAGUCAAAGACAAAGUGCGACCCUAAUUUGAGGUUUCUUUCUGAAUCAUAUUAUGUGAUGAGGGACAAUAAACAAAGCAGCUCAAAGACCAAAGUGCUGACAGUUUUCCACUCAAAGGGCACUGAAUGGAAUACCUGACGGAGGCAAGAUGGAAAGAUUUUCCGAACACUGACAAACCGCACAUUGGGUUGCAAAAAUUCAGUGAAUUUUUCUAGUGGGAAACGUUCUAUGGAAACAAACAGGAAUUUGUGAGGAAAAUGGGAACAAAGCAGGAAUGAAAACAAAUUGAAGGAUAGUUCUCAAUGGGGAAUUUAAUUAGAGUUGGGGAAAAUAUCUUUUCUUCGGUUAAUUUGGUCCGAAAGUGGUCUGACCGACAAUCUUAAAUAUAAAACGUGUUCAAUAUUUACGACCAAAAACCUUCACAUGUGUGCGGAAAGCAGACUACUCACGUGUGACAUCAACGGAACAUCGGCAAGCACCUUGCUGGAUGAACAAGCAAAUGUCAAAAUAAAAUGUAUAAAUUAUAAAUAAAACUAAAUAUGUCCUACCCAUGUAGGCAACAAGAAUUUUCCAAAGCAAGACCUUUGUUGAUGACCGCACCUUUUUUUUCAAUGCUCCCACCUCCCGUUCUUUUAGCGAAAAAAUUGGGGAACAUCGGCCCAUCAGCAGAACUGUCUUUUUGUAAGAUAACAUGUGAUCACACGGAGUUUAGAUUAUUGGAACACAAAUACGACCCUAAUUGUCAAAUGUCUUUUUUUUUUAACCUUCAUUUGAUCUUUUAAGAUUUGAAAAAUCCUUCUGUGAUGACCAGGCCUAAAAAAACCCCAACAGAUUUCAUGCCGAUGGCACCCAGAUUUAUGAGUGCCACAAUUCUUGAGUAUUUCCAGUUGUUUUCUUGAAUUUGUGCUUUGUGUUGUGAGCCAAAAUUUGAAGUAUGAUUGUGCUUGGGAACUAAAUUGGAGCGGUGAAGGUACUGCAAUGCCCUCGCAUGUGGGCAAGGAGAGCUUGCUCUGUUUUGCCUGAGUGUCUGCUUUUGAUCAAAUUUUUACACCCCCAAACCAAAACAACAACGGCACGUUUGUUGAACAUUGACAAUCAAAUCGCAUUCAAAGACAGCGGGCCUUUUUCAAUUCUUUACAUUGUUCAAUAAUUUGUCAAUUAAAUAAAUAAAUAAACAUUGAUAGAGUUAAGAUACUGAGGAGUUACCAAUGGUAUCGAUUUUUGAACAAAUGUGAAAUUUGCCAGAUUUGGACAUGGGAGAUUUUCGGCUCAUCACUCUUGAUUCCUAGUUACUUCCCAUAAUUCCCACGGAAAGUUUCCAGUAUUGCCAAAAAUCCUUACAUUAAGUUCUCAUGAAUAUGUACUGAAAAUAUAGUGGAGAUUUCCAGCCUUCUGCAACCUUGUGUUGACCUGUUUUUAUUUUAUUUUAUUUUUUUAUGGAGCUUUUGUUGUUGGGACAAGUGACGUAACCACUGGCAAUUGUUUGACGUCCACUCACAUCAUAAGGCAUCAGUCUUGGUGAGGUCCAAGUGGUCCCCGCCAUAAUUAUUCAUAUCGUUCAUGUAUCAUGAAUGGAUUUGGAGCCGCUAACAUAUUGUAUCUUAUGCAUUAUUUUGCAAAUGUUUCUGUAAUUUCCUGGACUCCAGCUUGGAAUAAAAUGUUCCAUUUUCUAAUCAAGA